AUGGAGAACAAGCUCAUAUCAUUCCUCGGCGACCCCAACUUCCCUUCCAAAAUAGCCAUCGAGAACAGCGGCAGCGAUCGAGGCGAGCGGAUCCGUCUCUACGAGGAUUUCUACCGACAGUACUCCAGACUUGACUUUACCCGCUGGACCGAUCGACCAAUUGCCAUCUCGGGUCUUCAGAAGCGGCUCCUACGUGAUCUCGAGGUCGAAGGUGGAUUCGGCGUCUUUGACGAUGGUCGCAGCCUUCUUCAGCGGAGUCUCCUCUGGAAAAGAGCUGAAGACGUUUCUACCCUCGAAAAAGUCCUUCUGUUAUCUGGAGAGCCGAUCGCGGUUCCUAGCUGGUCGUGGAUGGGCUAUAAAAACCCGAUCGACUACUUAGAUCUUCCGCUGGGAGACGUGUAUUGGACUCCCGACGAGAUCGUAAGUCCGUGGACUGGAACGACAAAAGACUCGGACAUCGAUGGCAGCCAGAAUAUAGGACGACUCAAGGCUGUUGCUAGAGGAUACACUGUUGCGGAGGAUCAUGAAACUCGAUUUCGCAUUUUCUAUGACAUGGAUAAGCCAUCAGAAGCAAGAGCAAAGACAUUGAAAUGCGUGGUUAUGGGCAGAGCGGUGGCGAAGACACGUGUUGAGGAAACCACACACUAUGUUCUCGUGAUUACACCAAUAUCGGUAUCCAAUGAGGAAAGCAUAUAUGAGAGAGCCGGUGUCGGAUAUAUGGCCGGGAGCUACAUCGAUUUUGCGGAUGCUGGGCUGUUGCAAAUGGUGACUAUCCAUUGA
This is a messenger RNA of Cadophora gregata, 780 nucleotides long. RefSeq lists its product as uncharacterized. The transcript has 2 exons. Bases 1 to 780 code for a protein of 259 amino acids. The record is from RefSeq and is a predicted model, not a curated record. NCBI's taxonomy places the organism in Eukaryota, Fungi, Ascomycota, Leotiomycetes, Helotiales, Ploettnerulaceae.